AUGGCCCCAAAAGACAGCAAGAAAGCCACGAAGCCCAGCUCUAAGGCUGGCGCUGCCUCCAAGGCCGUUCUCAAGGGGGCUCACUCGCACAAAGUCCGCAAGAUCAGGACAUCGACCACCUUCCACCGACCAAAGACCCUCCAGCUCUCGCGAUCUCCCAAAUACCCCCGCAAGUCGAUUCCUCAUGUGCCCCGUCUCGACCACCACAAGGUCAUCGUUCACCCGCUGAACACCGAGUCCGCCAUGAAGAAGAUCGAGGAGAACAACACCCUGGUCUUCAUCGCCGACGUCAAGGCCAACAAGAGACAGAUCAAGCUCGCCCUCAAGAAGCUCUACGACAUAGAAACCGUCAAGCUCAACACUCUCAUCAGACCGGAUGGAUCGAAGAAGGUGUUCGCCAGACUAACGCCAGACAUCGAUGCGCUGGACAUCGCCGCCACCAAGCUCGGGAUUGUUUAA
Molecule: messenger RNA, 459 nt
Organism: Arthroderma uncinatum
Lineage: Eukaryota; Fungi; Ascomycota; Eurotiomycetes; Onygenales; Arthrodermataceae
Product: 60S ribosomal protein L25
Exons: 4
Coding region: 1-459 (152 amino acids)
Biological process (GO): ribosomal large subunit assembly; translation
Cellular component (GO): cytosolic large ribosomal subunit; ribosome
Molecular function (GO): structural constituent of ribosome
Source: RefSeq, a predicted model, not a curated record